Molecule: messenger RNA, 4218 nt
Organism: Sinocyclocheilus rhinocerous
Lineage: Eukaryota; Metazoa; Chordata; Actinopteri; Cypriniformes; Cyprinidae
Product: protein argonaute-3-like
Exons: 17
Coding region: 533-2710 (725 amino acids)
Molecular function (GO): protein binding; RNA binding
Source: RefSeq, a predicted model, not a curated record
ACAGCCUGACUGUACAGAGAUGGUAAACCCAAGGCAAACCGGUAACACACCGACAGAGUCGAUGAGACGUCAACGGCCGCUGGCAAACUCGGACUAAAAGACAAAUUUUCAACUCGGCAGCGGAUAUUCAUCUAUAAACUUCAUAUCUGAGUGUAUGUCUUUUAAAUUAUAAGAGAUUGGCACUUUAGAAGACACCGCGAAUGGUUCGAGGCUCCUGACAAACUGUUUCGCGACGGCUGUUAAAAAUAUUUUUCUUCGGAGUCUUUUGGCUUGUCAGCUGGUAGCAAUUACGGAUCUACGGCAAACUGUAGGAGACACGGUUGGGAGUUCGUGCCUUUUGGUUGACUGACUUGGUACUGGCUGGGUGGACCUCCGACCAGAGCAGAACCUCCGAGCGGCCCGCUUCAACACCCGCGGUAGCAGCCGGGGUGUAGUUCGGUUUACGGAGGACAUUCAGCGGCUUUAAACAAACACCCUUCAGCCGGUAUCUGAUCCCCUGGAGCCGGCUAGAUUCCGGACAGAGACCUCAUGAAUGGAAAUCGGAACUACAGGAGCCGUUGGGGCUGCGCCCCUGUUCUCCGUACCUCGGAGGCCAGGCUAUGGCACCAUGGGGAAGCCCAUCAAGCUGCUGGCCAACUGCUUCCAGGUGGACAUCCCCAAAAUGGACGUCUACCUGUACGAGGUGGACAUCAAUCCCGAAAAGUGCCCACGUCGUGUUAACAGGGAGGUGGUGGAUACCAUGGUGCAGCACUUUAAGGUGACAAUCUUUGGGGACAGAAGACCAGUCUAUGAUGGCAAGAAAAGCCUCUACACCGCCCAACCGUUACCAGUGGCCACAGGGGGGGUGGACUUGGAUGUGACCUUGCCAGGUGAUGGUGGGAAGGACAGGCUGUUCAAGGUCACCAUUAAGUUUGUGUCACUGGUCAGUUGGCACUUGCUGCAUGAAGUCCUCACUGGGCGGAGCACACCUGAUCCUCUGAACCUGGAUAAGCCAAUCAGCACCAAUCCCGUACACGCUGUAGAUGUUGUUAUGCGCCAUCUGCCUUCUAUGAGGUACACUCCAGUGGGACGAUCUUUUUUCUCCUCCCCCGAGGGCUAUGAUCACCCACUGGGUGGGGGGAGGGAGGUGUGGUUUGGAUUCCACCAAUCAGUGCGACCAGCUAUGUGGAAGAUGAUGUUGAACAUUGAUGUGUCUGCUACUGCAUUCUACAAAGCUCAGCCUGUGAUUCAGUUCAUGUGUGAGGUUUUGGAUAUCCAUAACAUCGAUGAGCAGCCUCGACCUCUUACUGAUUCCCAUAGAGUCAAAUUCACCAAAGAAAUCAAAGGUCUAAAGGUGGAGGUCACCCACUGUGGCACCAUGCGGAGGAAGUACAGGGUGUGUAAUGUUACUCGUCGACCAGCAAGCCACCAGACGUUUCCUUUACAGUUGGAAAAUGGACAGACCGUGGAGAGAACAGUGGCACAAUACUUCAGAGAAAAGUACAACUUACAGCUCAAAUUUCCCCAUCUACCCUGCCUGCAAGUGGGGCAGGAGCAGAAACACACGUACCUGCCUUUGGAGGUGUGCAACAUUGUGGCAGGCCAGCGCUGCAUUAAAAAAUUAACAGACAACCAAACCUCCACCAUGAUCAAAGCCACAGCCCGCUCAGCACCGGACAGACAAGAGGAGAUCAGCAGAUUGGUGCGCAGUGCCAACUACAACUCGGACCCCUUCGUGCAGGAGUUCCAGUUCCGUGUGCGGGAUGAGAUGGCGGAGGUGACGGGUCGUGUCCUGCCCGCCCCUAUGCUGCAGUAUGGCGGCAGGAAUCGUACAGUGGCCACCCCAAGUCAUGGCGUGUGGGACAUGAGAGGCAAGCAGUUUCAUACUGGUGUGGAGAUUAAGAUGUGGGCCAUUGCUUGCUUUGCCACUCAGAGACAAUGCAGAGAGGAAGUUCUCAAGGGCUUUACAGACCAGCUGCGGAAGAUCUCUAAGGAUGCAGGGAUGCCCAUACAGGGCCAGCCAUGUUUCUGCAAAUACGCUCAGGGAGCAGAUAAUGUGGAGCCCAUGUUCCGCCACCUGAAAAACACCUAUGCUGGCCUCCAACUCAUCAUUGUCAUAUUGCCUGGGAAAACUCCUGUCUAUGUUAUGGAAACUGAUGUUUUUUCUGAAAACACUAACAGAAAUGUGCUGUACUACGAGUUGCUGGCCAUACGAGAAGCUUGUAUCAGCCUUGAGAAGGAAUAUCAACCGGGAAUUACCUACAUCGUCGUACAGAAACGUCACCACACUCGCCUCUUCUGCGCUGACCACACUGAGCGGGUGGGCCGCAGUGGUAACAUACCAGCAGGUACCACAGUGGACACUGAUAUCACCCAUCCUUAUGAAUUUGACUUUUAUCUGUGCAGCCAUGCUGGAAUACAGGGUACAAGCCGACCAUCACACUACCAUGUGCUAUGGGACGACAACUGCUUUACAGCCGAUGAAUUCCAGCUCUUGACCUACCAGCUAUGCCACACAUAUGUACGCUGUACCCGCUCCGUUUCCAUCCCUGCGCCUGCCUACUAUGCCCACCUAGUGGCCUUUAGAGCCCGCUACCAUUUAGUGGAUAAAGAGCACGACAGUGCGGAAGGCAGCCAUGUAUCAGGCCAGAGUAAUGGCCGAGACCCCCAGGCCCUGGCCAAAGCUGUGCAGAUCCAUCACGACACUCUGAGGACCAUGUACUUUGCUUAGCCGAGCCACCACAGACCUGUCAGUCUCUGGUCAUUGUGCACUUAGCGGAGGAGGGCUUCUCCCAAUCACAGGCUGCUAAAGAGAACCAAAUGUAGAACUUACGGGAGGAACUAGCACUGUUAUGCAAUAGAAAAACAGCCAAUCGUUACAGAAGCUUCACUUACUGAUUGUUUUUAAUAUGUAGAUUGCAGCUAUACCAUUAUUUAUUAGAUUCAUAGAUCUGUUUAACUAUUAAUUUUGCCUAUUUAGGUCACAAAACCAAGCUUAAAAAGGUUUGCUUGAUCAACUCGUUCUAGAUCAGCAAAUGAAAGACAGUGUUAUUUCUUUAAGACCGGAGUGAUGAGCCCUACUUGUCUGGAUUUCUCCUCCUACACAGUUUUGUUUCACAACUAAUCAUACACGCAUGAAGUUGGACAUCAGCAUCGUCAGGUUCAGUUGAAAAUGACAGACAGGUGUGUUCGAACAGAGUUUAAACUAAUCUUAUGAACCACUUUUGGUUUAGGAUUAGUAGUUUAUUAGGUUUGGUGAAGUCGGUCGUUGGAGGAAUGCCACUAGAGGGCAGUGCAAAGUUUGCUAUGACAUCUUACUGUAGGUCCUCCACUGUUCCUCUGGACAUUUGUUGCGCUAAUCUGAGACCAUUCUUGAUGUUUUACUAGUAACUUAAUAGAAAAUCAUGUUUUCCCAGCAAAAUGUAAUCUAGCAUCUGCAAAAAACAAGACAACUGAAAAGUCAUUCCAUUUUGUUCCAACCAGUCGGAAAUCCAUAUUUGUCUCUUUACAUCUCAUUUUCCAUGUGUCCAUGUCUUAUUCUGCUUUUUGGACAUUGGAGGCACCACUUUUCUUCCAAUUCCACAGUCUUUCAAAUGAUUCUUUAUACUUCUGUGAUAGAUUAACUUUCUAGUCCAUGCGCUGUCUGGAAAAUAUUGCACCUACCAUUGAACUAUUGGUUCCUUGCGGUUCCUGACGGCUUUCUCCUCUGCUCGCUCAUUAUGCAGAGGUGACAGAUUAGCUAAGAACUGCAGAAUCACCAAAAGAUGAACUUUGAAACUCAAGGGUUAGCAAAAAGUUUCCACAGUCAACGGUUAUGUAUGCGUGUUGAAUGCUCUGUGCGUCAUUCGGUUUGUGUGCGCUUACAACGCAAGCGUUCGAAUCAGUCGGAGCGUGACCAUAACAUUUGAUGGAUGUGUGUGCACAUAUAAUUCCACCCAAGGCUACUCAGACGCCUGCGUCAUCCAUUAAUAUUAACUUUACAGCUGUUAGACAUUUUAUUCUCAUUUAUGAUCUUUGAGCUUAUUUAUAAUGUUGCUUUUAACUUGCAUCGUCAAUAGCGCAUCUGUAAAUUAUCUAUUUAACUUAACAGUUUGUUAAUUUCGCGUUUUAGCCCUGUGAACUCUGACAGACACUGUCCCAUAAGCCUUUUAGUGCAAUAAGCCAAUUAUUCACGGCUCUGUCGUAGACUUUCAUUAUACAAUGCAAACCAUACCUUAUGAGUGAAUGCUUUAAUUUGAA